This is a messenger RNA of Vespula pensylvanica (western yellowjacket), 4994 nucleotides long. It is a transcript of the gene pum, whose product is annotated as maternal protein pumilio. Gene Ontology annotation, biological process: post-transcriptional regulation of gene expression. Bases 1537 to 4761 code for a protein of 1074 amino acids. The transcript has 15 exons. The record is from RefSeq and is a predicted model, not a curated record. Gene Ontology annotation, cellular component: cytoplasm; nucleus. Gene Ontology annotation, molecular function: mRNA 3'-UTR binding. Lineage: Eukaryota; Metazoa; Arthropoda; Insecta; Hymenoptera; Vespidae.
GUUUGUCCACGCGGUCAAACUUUCUUGGAUUUGCCAUGAGAGGGCACGUGAGGUUUAAAAGAAUGGCAUAACGAAUCUGUUUGGAUGAAGGGUAGGCGCGAAUUUUCUUGAAAAUUCGUUGAUUGGUCGAAAUGAGUAGUCGCGCGUGGUACUCGCAAAUAGUGGGGUGAAGAAAGAGAUAUAGUCGUUUACCGUCAACGGCAGAGAGCGCUACGGUCGCGCGUCGUUCUUUGUUUCAUUUAGACGAUCAGUUCGUCUCGUCCAGCAGCGCAGAGAGGCCGGUCGAACAAGAAAAUUUCGAGAAAACGAGGGGUGUCAAAGCUAUUCGUAAUAAUUUCAACGACGCCGAACGUUACCCCGACGCUCGAAAGACGACGCGCAUUCUCCGCGACAUGCUAGGACGGACGUGAAGCUGUUCAGUAAACGCGUUGCGAUCGAUUCGCAAAUCGUAUCCCUGGAAAUAAAACGCGUAUUCGCGUAGUGUAAAAAAGUGUGCAAAGUGUGCGAGAGGAGAAAGGCAUUGGAGGUGAACAAGAAGAAAAGGAAUAGAAAGAAGAAAGUGCAGGAGGAGGAGGAAGAGGAAAAGAAAGUUGCGGUGGCGGUGGUGUAGAACGAAGAAGCAAGGAAGAACGAGCGCGGAACUACGUUUAGAUAGCGGCGGUAGCAUCGGUAUACCGAAGGUGUCGAAUCGUUGAACGGGCGGACCCAAGGAUUCGCCGUCUCUCGCUCCCAUCUCUCUUUCUCCCUUCUGUCUUUCUUUCUGCGCGUGUGUGUGUGUUACGUGUGAGUGUGUGCGUGCGUGCGUGCGUGAGUGAGUGUGUGUCUCGUACCGUUUCUACGUCACUAAGUCGCGCUCAUCGGCUAGCUUGCCGGUGCCGAAGAGAUACGGAGCGUGCACGUUUGUUCUUGUCCUCGAGGAAGGAAGAGAAAAAGGAAACGAACAAAACAGAAGAGAAGAGGAAGGAAGAAAGAGAAAAGCAGUGCUGCAGGAUAGGAGGUGGCGUAGUGCGAGUUGAAUCAACCGGCAUCAUCCACCCUUUCUCGUUCUCUCUUCGUAAAAGUUAUUGGACGCAACGGGAGGGGGGCCGCCCUUUUACGACAGAGUCUUCGUUUCUCGCGCGUGCUACGGAACCUCCAGCGUCUCCACCAUCACCUGCUUCUUCUCUUCCUCCUCCUCCCCCUCCCCUUCCAUCAUCACCUCCUAUUCCUCAUCCACCUCCACCUCCACCACCACCACCACCACCACCUUCUCCACCUCCAUCACUUCGUCUCGUCUCGAAAAAAUAUAUCCUUCCCUCUCCUCCCUCCUUCCCCUCUCUCCCAUCGAUCGAGCAGUGCAUGUGAGAGAGUGCGCCGCGUCGAGUUUCUUCUCGUCCGGCGCGCGUUUGUUUGUGCUACAACGAAACGGGGUUAACGGCGAAUCCAACGACGACGGCGGUGGUAGUGACGACGCAACGAGUUCUGCUUACGUCGGAGACGGUGGAGAGUUUCGGAGUAGGAUACGGCCAGGGUGCAGGCACGAGCACAGGCGACUGGAUGAAACCACCGGGGGAUCUCUUUCUUUACUGCGACAUGAAGGAUCUGGGAGCCGAUAUGAUCGCUCCCUCGGCAAAAAAGCUCUGGGGUGUGGACGAAGGCGGUUCCAAGGACGAGGGUGGUGUAAAAGGUGGUGGGAUACUUCACCUGGGCGACCACCAAAUGUGGCGAGAUUCCACUUGGAGCACCUCAGAUCAUGCAGUGUCACAACCAAUAUCGAUGGGUACGGGUAGACGUGUGGGUGUUGGGACCGGAUAUCAUCAUCAAACUUCAGAAGUUGGGACAGUCCUCAGCCCUAGAAGCAGUGAAACGGGUGGAUUGGGAGUUAAGAUGGUUGAAUAUGUACUUGGUUCAAGUCCCACAACACCGAAAGAUUUAGAACCACGAAUGGUCUCUCUUAGAUUGAAUACCGACACAGAUAAAAAAGAAAAAGACAAAGGAUCUGCUAGUCCUUUUGAUAGUUCGAAGGAUGAUGCUGGUCCACAAGGAAAUGGAUUAGCAUCGCAAAAUGGUCUUGACGAUGAUAAAGGUUUCAAUCGUACACCCGGUAGUCGUCAACCAUCUCCAGGCGAGGAAGAAUUUCAGAAAAAUGCUGCAGCAACGUUAGCAGUAAGCGCUGGCGGCGGUGGAGUCGUUUUGUUAAAACCAGGUGUUGAUGUUGUUGGAAGCGAGGAACAUUUUAUGGCAGCGUUUGCUCCAGCGCCACCACAUCAUCUUCAACAUCAUCAGGCUCCACCUACGCAUCAUCUUCAACAUCCUCAUUCUCAUGCGGCACAACUUUUUGGGGCGCAGGCGCCACCACCUCCUCAAGCUCCGCCACCUUCUCAGCAACAACAACAACAGCAAGGCCCACCUCAACCGCAAGACACUACAACUCAUUUUGACGUACAGCAAUUGUUUCGCAGUCAGCCGCAAGGUGCAACACCGCAACAACUUCAAUUGCUUCAACAGCAACAACAGCAGCAGCAACAACAACAAUAUCUGGCCGCGUCUCAGGCUCAACAGCAACAACAGCAACAGCAACAGCAACAACAAAAUUUUCCCACGGCACCGUACACCGUUAUCAGUGGACAAGAACCAUACGUAGGAGCUUUGAUAGCUGGUGCACCGCCACCAGUGGUACCUCAGUAUUAUGGAGUUGGCCCGUGGGUUUAUCCCGCUGGUCUACUACCGCAAGCACCUCCGCAAGCUGCGGCCCCACCGCCACCGAGACGACCCUUGACACCUUCCUCGGCAGCGGCAGCUGCGGCUGCGGCUCAAGACACCGCAAAUAAUUUGGCACAAACGGUUCAAGGUCAAUACCAGGUCAUACCAGCUUAUUACGAUCAAAAUGGAUCCAUAGUUAUGGGCGGUGUACGCGGCCUUAGUUCCGCGGCAACUCCGAUGAGAUUAGUCAGCCCAGCACCCGUUCUAGUGAACAGAGCUCCUUCUCAACCACCUCCUGGACCACCUGCUCCUCCGCCACCGAGUCUCUAUUCACAGGCGACUCCGACAUCCCAUAGUAAUGCUACGCCUGGUGAAUGUUUAGGUCUGGCAGCGUGCAGCGCAGCAGCGGUCGUUGCGCAAGCUCAGGCAGUUGCCGCACAACAAGCACAACAACAAGGAUCAGGACUUGCCGCAGGUCUAGCGGCUUUGGGAUACGGAGGUUCUCCUCUUGGAGCAUUGGGCUCUCCUGCCCAACUUCAAACAACAGGUUUGGGACUUGGAGCAUCAUCGACAGGAAGAAGGGAUUCCUUCGAUAGAAAUACAUCGGCAUUUAGCCCAAGUUUGGAGUACAGUCGAGCGAAAUGGCCACAAAGUUAUGGAGCUCUUGGUACAGUAACAGCUUCUCCGAGUCCACUAGGAUUAUCUUUGACUCCACCACCAACUUUGGGAGGAUCCUUGGGUGGACUUGUAGGAGGUGCGAAUCGAGUAUCAGCUGCUCCAGGUGCCGAAGCUAAAUUCCGUGCAAGCGCUGUACCAGCACUAACAGCUAAUGGCGUAUUUGGCUCGAGUAGUUCUCUUUUCCCGAAUUUGGUCGGUAAAGCUGGUCGUACGGGAGCUACGAAUAUCGGAGACAAAAAUGCUGGAGGUCGAUCUCGUCUUUUGGAAGAUUUUAGAAAUAAUCGAUUCCCAAGUCUUCAAUUACGUGAUUUGGUUAAUCAUAUCGUUGAGUUCAGUCAAGAUCAACACGGUUCACGUUUCAUUCAACAAAAGUUGGAACGUGCUUCUGCCAGUGAGAAACAUCUUGUAUUUCAAGAGAUACUUGCUUCUGCUUAUUCUCUUAUGACAGAUGUUUUUGGGAAUUAUGUUAUACAAAAGUUUUUUGAAUUUGGAACACCCGAACAAAAAUCUACUCUAGCGCAAAAGGUUCGAGGCCAUGUGUUACCUCUGGCACUACAGAUGUAUGGUUGCAGAGUAAUACAAAAAGCUCUUGAAUCUAUUGGACCGGAACAGCAACAAGAAAUAGUGCGAGAAUUAGAUGGGCACGUGUUGAAAUGCGUUAAAGAUCAAAAUGGAAAUCACGUUGUUCAAAAAUGUAUCGAAUGUGUCGAACCAAGAGCAUUACAGUUCGUUAUCGGAGCAUUUGCUGGACAAGUUUAUUCAUUGAGUACUCAUCCAUACGGAUGUAGAGUAAUUCAGCGUAUACUGGAGCAUUGCACUCCGGAACAAACACAAGGGAUCUUACAAGAAUUGCAUGCUGCCACCGAUCAGCUUAUACAAGAUCAGUAUGGUAAUUACGUCAUUCAGCAUGUACUCGAGCAUGGAAAGCCAGAAGAUAAAACACAAUUGAUCAGUAGCGUUAGGGGUAAAGUACUUGCACUUUCUCAACACAAAUUUGCAAGCAACGUCGUGGAAAAAUGUGUUACACAUGCUACGAGACAGGAACGUGCUGUUCUCAUUGAAGAAGUCUGCGGUUUCAAUGACAACGCGCUUAACGUUAUGAUGAAGGAUCAAUACGCUAAUUACGUGGUACAGAAGAUGAUCGACGUGGCAGAACCUGCACAACGUAAAGUGUUGAUGCACAAGAUUCGCCCGCAUUUAGGAAGUCUCCGCAAGUAUACGUAUGGCAAACAUAUAAUCGUUAAAUUAGAAAAAUUCUUCAUGAAGACAGCAUCCGCUAUGGGAGUAUCCACGCCAGCUGGUGCCUCGAAUAGCAGCGGAGAUCUUGGACCCAUCGGACCUCCAGCAUCCGCUGCUGGUACUGUUUCCACGCCGGCGCAACAGCCCACGCAGGUUUUAUAAGCGCACGAUUUUUGCAACUCUCUUCUCUCCCCCCCUCCCACCAAAUAAGCAGAAUUUUCACAUGCCCGACACAACCAUAUUUUACGGUAACAUCGAUUAGACUCAUUCUGCAUCAUCUGUUGACAUCAUCAUAUUGACGCAUUUCGAGAGUUACGUUACGAUUAUCUUUCUUCGUGUAUAAGAAACUAAGAAAGAAAGAAAGAAAGAAAGAAAGAAAGAAAGAAAAAGAGAAA